Tinamus guttatus (white-throated tinamou) is the source of this 675-nucleotide messenger RNA. Lineage: Eukaryota; Metazoa; Chordata; Aves; Tinamiformes; Tinamidae. The record is from RefSeq and is a predicted model, not a curated record.
UCUGGAAACAAGAAGCUGCCAGAGGACACCAUCCAUUAUUCUAGUGUUAUCCUGCCGAUUGUGAUCACCUUGAUAGUAAUUACCCUUUCCGUCUUCUCCCUGGUGGCCUUGUACAGAAUGUGCCAGAAGAAAACACCAGAGAGACAAGAGAAUGGAACUGAACAGGCCCAGUCCGAUAAAGAGGGCGUGAAGCUUCUUUCCGUAAAGACAACUUCUGCUGAGACUGUUUUUGUAGAAGUGCGUGAUUUAUAUGAGGUUGGCUUCUCACUGCCCUCUGCUAAUCUAUAUGAGCUCCCAACUCCUAGUCCAACAGGAGAGGUGUCCCAAGGCAGGACCACAGGAGAGCAUUCAUCUCAGGGGAAGAAUAAAACUCGACAACGUGAUGAUUCUUCUUCGCACGUCAGUAAUAAAUAUAUGUGAAGCAGCCUGUUUUAUCACUAUGUGGAAGAACUUCCCAGCAAAGCUGCAGUUUCACAGGAAAUAUGGAGCAGUUGAAGCUUCUAGCCAGACAGGACACUUGUGUUAAUGACCAGCUCUUUACUUCCAAACCUUAAAUGCCUCCUGUUCCUUGUGGAAUGAAAUGUGCUUUAUUGAUGGCUUAAUAACUGGUGUAUCUUAUGUAUUUAUUAUUUCCGUAUAUAGUAAAAGCAGGAAAGCCCUCAAGAAGAUUGAAGA